Messenger RNA from Cicer arietinum (chickpea), 1618 nucleotides. RefSeq lists its product as uncharacterized. Gene Ontology annotation, biological process: double-strand break repair. NCBI's taxonomy places the organism in Eukaryota, Viridiplantae, Streptophyta, Magnoliopsida, Fabales, Fabaceae. Gene Ontology annotation, cellular component: BRCA1-A complex; BRISC complex. The record is from RefSeq and is a predicted model, not a curated record.
UUAGUGACUCCAGAAAGUGAAACAGAAUAGUACAAAAUUUCCCCAAAAGUGCAAUAAAAUAUAAUUAUUGUGUGAAUGGUAAGUUGAUAAAAGAAAAGGUGCGGGUGGUAACUGAUGCAGAAAUAGCGAGCUAGAAGAGAGAGGAGAAGAGAAGAGAAGAAAGGUAGAAUCAGAAAGAUGGGCGCAGGCACCGAAAACAUCCCUCCUUUCAUCGGCGGUCAACUGAGUCACCUCCUCUCUAACUCCCGUCUCACCCUCAAGGGUUUGCAAGUUGAUCACAUGUGGUCCAGUGACAAAUACAAUUCCGGCAUCACCGAUCGCUUCACUCUCCUCAUUCCCUACUGCUUAGACUUCAUCAAAUGGGCUAUUGUAUACGAUGUUGAAUCUCCUACAACUGCACCUGAUGUUAUUUUCGGCCCUGAAGAUGAACAUUUUCAUCCAUUUCAUAUGACUCAAUCUGUUGAACCUAAUAACAACUCUUUACUAUCUGAUUGGAAUUACAAAGACCCCACGCGUCUCUUGACUCUUAUUCAAUACUUGAGGGAUCAAUAUGUGCUGUAUCAAGGGAAGCGUGUUGGAGAAGUCGAUGAUGAUCGGUUGAAAUUUGAAGUCAGCACUAUUGUUUCAAGAGAGGGACUAGAAAUGCAUAUGAGUUCUUGUGCUGACAAGUCAGAGGAGGUUAAAUUUGCUGUGCCCCUACUGGACAUGAACAUAAACAAGAUGGUUGCUGGCUGUCCAUGGAGACAAUCCCAGAAGAUAUACUUACAAGUUAUAUAUCCUGUUGGGAGAAAGUAUAUGCCUUCCACUUCAGCUCCUCGCCUGAAGUUAGUAUCUUCUUCUGAGUUGAAAACCCUAUUUUCCAUUGAUGAUGUCAAGCUGCCUUCUUGGUUGGAUGGGAUGUGCUUGGCAGAAUAUCUUCCAAAUCUGGAAGAAUAUCUUGAGAAACAGGUCCUCGAAGCCGUAUCAUUAAUUGAUGUUAGAAGGCACUUCAUUGAAGCGUUGGCUGUUCCAUUAGGAAGGCCAGUUGAAGCUGAUCCUGUCUUUUGCAGAAAGGCAACUUUUCUGUCGGCUUCCGGAGUUUUUACAUUUCUGGUACACUUCCUAAUUCCAGCUCAGUUUCCAAAGCAACAGCCGGCUAUUAUGCUUCAAAGUUCACAGCAUUUUACUUCACAAAUGGCACCUAUCAAGUCACGUCUUACGUCUGAUUAUCCAUGGAGUCCGAGAUGGGAACAGUCACUGAUGGCUGAGCGAAUUUGUGAGUUUCUGGCAGAUGAGGCCUUGAAUUUCAAGAGGCAAUGCAGUGAGGGUCAAGUUCAACUGUAACAAGCCCAGAGCGUGUCAAGCUCAAUUCCAAUAUUGUGGCUAUCUCUAAACUUGGUCAUUGAAAAAUGUUUUGUUGGUCUGUGCCGUCGAUGCAUUUGUUUUCUUGGGAGUUAAAUGCGUUGACAUUUAAAUUUUUCUUGUAUUCGUUCAGUUCUAGGAAUAUUUUGUAUUAUAUUGUCUAUUGUGUAUGUUUGACUAAAACUUUACUAUGUGCAUAAAAGUAGCUGUUGUGUAUUAUCAAAUAGACAUUCAACAUGGAAAAAUAGGAUUCAGUGUUCCAUUUUUAUUUUCCCUC